AUGUUAAAUUAGGAUGUAGAUUUGAACAUAUAACCAUUUCAUAAUCAAAUUCCUAAACCUAUUGCUCUCACCGAUGAAACUAUUAGUCUUGAAAAUGACAUGUUACUUGGUUGGGCACCUAAAUUAGAUCCUACUAAAUUACUUACACUUGACUUUAAUAUUUAGUUGAAUGAUUCAAUUAUUGCAGAUGCUUUAUAAAACAACUCACUUAUUUAUGUAGGAUUUAGACCUCAAAAUAAUAUAUAACUGCACAAAUAAUAUUCUAACAUUUCCACUUAUCCAUUUAAACGUACCAAAAAUAUAAAAACCAAACCUUAAUUUCCAUUUCUAGGAAUGAACCCUUAGAGAUUUAGUAGAAUUUCAUUCAAUUCCAUUUUUGAGAGUGGCAAUCUAGAUUUAGUCACUUAAGUCUCAGAAUUUGAGUAUGAUUUAUACAUGAGAGUUGAUUCUAAUACUUAAGGACAUACAUCUUGGUACUAUUUUGAAUUAACUGGAAUGAAAAAAGGAGAAAAAAUACAUUUAAAUAUUUGUAACUUCAAAAAAUCUCAUAGUCUUUAUGAAAGAGGAAUGAAACCUUAUAUAUGGAGGUCAAACACUUAAGAAUGGUUAUAAGAAGGAGAUAAUAUUAAAUAUAAAACAUCAUAAAAUAAUAAUAAUUGUUUAAGUUUUAGUCUUGGUUGCAAUCAAGAUAAUGAACUCAUAAAAAUUGCUUAUUGUGUUCCAUAUACCUAUUCUUAAUUAUUAAACUAUUGUAAUGAUUUACAGAAAAAAUGUAAUCAUGUAAAAUAUACUAUAUUUUCUGAAUCUAUUGGAGGAAUUUAAUUACCUAUGUUAACCUUCCAUAAAGGCAAAAGUACUAAUAAGAAAUGCUUAAUUAUUUAAGCACGUAUUCAUCCUGGAGAAUCCAAUGGUUCAUGGGUUGUACAAGGUUUAAUGGAUUAUUUAUAAAGUUAAUCAGCCUAAAAACUUUUUGAGAAGUAUCAACAAUAAUAAAUCUAGAUGUGUUAUUAAAGUAAUACCGAUGAUGAAUCCUGACGGAGUUAUACUAGGCAAUUAUAGAACUUGUCUAUAAGGAAAAGAUUUAAAUAGAAAAUUUAAAUAGAAUGAUGCAAUUCUAUUUCCUACUGUCUAAGCCAUGAAGAAACUAGUUAAGGAAUAAUAUAAAAAAUUUGGAAAUAAUUUUAUUGCCUUUAUAGAUUUACAUGGACAUUCUAGUAUGAAUAACAUUUAAACUAGUCAAAAAGAAUGUUUUUAUAUAUGGUCCAGAAUAUGCUCUCUGGAAUUAUAAUUAUUAUAAGUGUCGUAUACUUCCAAAAUUACUUAGUUAAAAAACUGAAAUGUUUCGAUUCUAUUCUUCGAUAUUCAGAAUUAGUUAAUCUAAAAAAUCUACAGCUCGUGGAGUUUUUGCUAAUUUAUAUGAUAUAGUAAAUUGUUUCACUAUAGAAACAUCUAAUGGUAAUUAUUACAAUUAAACAUAAACAUUUGAUUUUACUACAAAACAUUGGUUGAAAAUGGGUUGGAUUAUUGGAGAAAGUCUGGUUGAAAUGAUUGAUAUUUAGAGUGAAAUGGAUUCAAUUUAUAAUACCAAAAAUGACGAUAUAAAAAGAUCCAAUAGAUUUACUAAAAAUUAUACACUUCUUAAAAAGAAAAGUUAAGUUGAUAAUUGUUAAAUAUCAUUUCAAAACACUAAAUUUUAAAAAUUAAUUGAAGAAUUAAAAAUAGAUGAAGAAAAGAUGGAUCUAUCUUGUACAGAAGGAAAUUCAGAUUCUUCUGAUGGUGAUGAAUUGGAAGAAGAAGCAAAUGAAAAUAAAUCCGAAGAAGUUAAUAAAUCAAAAUCUAUCCAAUCAAAACCUUUAAUAUUUUAUCAAAGUUAAAAAUCUAAAUUAGAAUCAAAAUGUAGUCCUAGUAAUUAAAAACCACUAUUAAAAUAAACACUUAUGCUUUCUCUAGAACAUAACUAAAAUAAAAAUUAUCAACCUUAUCAAUCAGCUGCUUAAAGAAUGAUUUUGAAAAAGAUUACAUCACUAUCUUAAUCAAAAAAAUAAAAUAAACUUACUAAUUAUAUCACCAAUUAUAUGAAUCAAUAAUAGUAUGCUACAAUAGAUUUUCUUGAUAAUUCUAAUGUAAAUCAAUCUAUACAAAAGAGUAUUCAGAUGAUGAUGCCAAGACCAUCUACAUCUUAAUUAGAAGUGAUUGAAGAUGAUAAAUUAACUCCUAUUCAAGGACUUAAUCAAAGCCUUUUUGCUGGCUUUAAACGUCAUUCAAGACUUAGAAGUAAUCUGACAACAAAAAAACAAAAACAAUCUAGAGAAAUCAAAAGAAACUUAACUAAAUCACCUCCUCAAAUCACUGCAAAUGUUAGAAAUACAAUUAUGAAUAAUAAUUAAACUAAUUUUGAAACGAUGAAAUUAAAAUUAAAGAUGAAACUCUAUUAAGAACAAACCAAAUUUUCAGAUUCUUAUAAUAGUACUAGGCCUUCUAUUCCUUCUUCAUUUUAUUCUGUCAGAAGAAAUGUGAUAUAAAGACUCAAAAAUUGA
This is a messenger RNA of Paramecium sonneborni, 2537 nucleotides long. The record is from the annotation of a GenBank genome assembly. NCBI's taxonomy places the organism in Eukaryota, Ciliophora, Oligohymenophorea, Peniculida, Parameciidae.